Molecule: messenger RNA, 1065 nt
Organism: Aureobasidium uvarum
Lineage: Eukaryota; Fungi; Ascomycota; Dothideomycetes; Dothideales; Saccotheciaceae
Source: the annotation of a GenBank genome assembly
AUGGUCGACAGAGCACACAAACCCUCAGCACUCACUCCCAGCACCACUGGCCCUCAGCCUACCGUCCACUCGGAUGGCNAGAAGGUGACCGCCAGCCUGCCCAGCGGCGAUUCGGUUGAGGUCAUGCUGUACGGCGCCACGGUCAUCUCGUGGAAGAACAAUGGCAAGGAGAACCUGUGGUUGAGCUCCAAUGCCCACAUGGACGGCAAAAAGGCCAUCAGAGGUGGUGUGCCCGUCGUUUUCCCUGUAUGUUCUCACCGCUUGCACAACGCAAAACAACCCACUGAUGACCUGCACAUAGNNAACUUCGGCCCUGCCCCCAAAAACCACGCUACUUCGGCCCUCCCUCAACACGGUUUCGCGCGCAUCUCCAAUUGGGAGUACCUUGGCACCACCUCGUCAGAGUCUGGCAAUCAGAAGGGCAGCGACGACUCUAUCCGCCUUGACUUUGGCCUCACACCCAACAACCUCAGCGAUGACAUGAAGAAGGCAUGGCCCUACGACUUUAGCCUGCAGUACAGCGUCACCCUGUCCAAGGACGGUCUGCAGACCAUGCUCAACGUCCGCAACCAGGGCGACAAGCCUUUCGACUUCCAGACCCUCUUCCACACCUACUUUGCCAUUUCCGUAAGCAAAAUUCACCGCCUCUACUCGCUUCAUCAAUACAUUACUAACACACUCAAUCAGGACAUCUCCAAAGUCAAGGUCACCGGCCUCUCGGGCGUCAGAUACAUCGACAAGAUCCUCAACGCAACCGAGCACGACUCCAAGGGCAACGAACUCCGCAUCGAAAGCACCGUCGACCGCGUUUACAAAUCCUUCACCCAAGACACGACCUCGAUCCUCGUCGACGACAAACCCCGUCUGGAUGUCAUCAGAGACAACAUGCAGGACACCGUCAUCUGGAACCCUUGGAGGGAGGGUGCCGAGGCCAUUGCCGACUUUGAGCCCAAGGAUGGUUACAAGAACAUGAUCUGUGUCGAGGCUGGUGCUGUCAACGGCUGGAUCACCCUGGAGGCUCAGGAUGGCUUUGAGGCUGGCCAGGCGCUCAAGAGCCACCUGUAA